AUGCCUCAAUUAUCACCGGCUUCAGCGGAGGCAAUCGCACGAUUACGGGCCUACGUGCCACCUCCAACCAGUUAUGAUUCUCUUCCAUUAAGCCGGAGAGCGGCAGUGUUGCUCCUAUUGUAUGCAGACCAGAAUGGGGAUUUGAAAGUGGUUUUAACUAUACGGGCAACAACACUGAGUUCAUUUGCUGGUCAUGCGGCUUUCCCAGGAGGAAAAUCAGACUCACUAGAGGAGACUGCCUUUGAAACAGCCCGACGAGAGGCUGCCGAGGAGAUCGGGCUACCAAAUAUCGGACAGCCAAUAUUUGCCCCAUUCCGGGUUGAACAUAUAUGCGAACUACCCGCAAAUCUGGCCAAGAACGAGCUUGUUGUCCGGCCCUGUGUGGCUUUGUUGCAUUCGUAUGAUGAGAAAACAAGCAAAAAUGCCGACCCAGAGACCACCUUGAUCCCGCAGCUAGAUGCGAAGGAGGUGUCAGCCGUGUUUACCGCGCCGUUUCGUGAUUUCCUAAGAACCAGUAGUGAGCUGAGCCAAGGUGACGAUUGGUACCGUGGAGCCUGGACGUCAUGGCACGAGUCUGACUGGCGAAUGCAUCAAUUCUACGUUCCAGUUUCCAAGAGGAAUGUUACUAAACCCAAAAACACGCGUCGUCGAACUCAAAAUGCGGCUAUCAGUAAGUUGGAAGAACGGCAGAAAUCAGGCGACCUCACCCGCUACAAGGUUUUUGGCAUGACGGCUCGCAUCUUGGUAGACGCGGCUAGAGUUGCGUACAACGAAGAACCAGAAUUUGAACAUAAUAGCCAUUUUGGCGAUGAGGAUAUGAUUGAGAAACUUCGGCGAAUCGGCAGGUUAGACGCUAUCAAAAAACCAGGUGACGAGCUUACUCGCGAGACCAUGCAGAAGGCAGCGAAACUAAGUUAA
Messenger RNA from Talaromyces proteolyticus, 918 nucleotides. RefSeq names its product NUDIX domain-containing protein. The record is from RefSeq and is a predicted model, not a curated record. NCBI's taxonomy places the organism in Eukaryota, Fungi, Ascomycota, Eurotiomycetes, Eurotiales, Trichocomaceae. Gene Ontology annotation, molecular function: acetyl-CoA hydrolase activity; coenzyme A diphosphatase activity. The transcript is spliced from 5 exons. Gene Ontology annotation, biological process: coenzyme A catabolic process. The coding region runs from base 1 to 918 and encodes 305 amino acids.